Messenger RNA from Acytostelium subglobosum LB1, 909 nucleotides. RefSeq lists its product as hypothetical. Lineage: Eukaryota; Evosea; Eumycetozoa; Acytosteliales; Acytosteliaceae. Bases 1 to 909 code for a protein of 302 amino acids. The record is from RefSeq and is a predicted model, not a curated record. The transcript is spliced from 2 exons.
AUGCAGAUCUCACACAAACGUGUCGCCAAUCAGUUCAGAGAGUUGCAUGAGAUACUCAUGAGGGAGGAGCGGAGAGCCAAGGAGAAACUCGAUGAAGAGCUCGACAGGACAACAACAUCAAUCAACAACAUCAUCAGUGAGAUUGGCAAUCUCACUGCACGCGCUACCCAUAACAACAAUGUGAACGAUGGUGAAGGUAGCGUUGGCGAUGUAGAUGACAGGAUGAAUCAGUUGGUUCAAUCGAUUCAAACAUCAAAGUCAAUGGAUCAAUUCAUCGACAAGCAGUUCAAUCCAUUCGACGAUGGUGUCACGUUUGGAGAUGAUCAACUGUUGGACUUUGUUCGAAGAGGAUCACAAGCCACUCAGACUGAUCAUUAUUUCGACAUAACAAUACGACUAAAUUCUAAUUCAUACUUAUUGGAGAGAGGCAUCAAGGAGCAGAUUGAUAAAUAUUCUUAUCAUGAAGAACCAACAAUGAUUGAUCAUGGCUUCAGGAAUCACAUCUUCUCACUGUGGAAGGACUCAUGUUCGAUGCUCUCAUUGGACACUGGUGAGUGGACUGUGAUCGAUGACAAGUGCACACCAAGAGAGCGCAUAUUCAGAUCAGUUGUUGGCACAAUGACCUUGAGAUCAUCGGUGUCGAUGGAGGUGCGAGCAUAUCAACAUGCUUCGAUGGUGACAGUCUCAUCUAUUUGGUCGGUGGAUUCCACAAUGACGAACUAUUGGACCGAAUUGAUUGUUUCAACAUUGACACUCAAAGUAGUGGAUUCACUAAUCGAUCUGCGAGCCAACCUGUUAGUCGUGUUGUAUAUCUUCCAUCGAGCAAACCUACCAGCCAACCAACGUGUCGAGUGGUGUACCCUACCAACAGCUUACUUGUUGAGUGUCAAGGAGAUUGUGUGCGAAUAG